This is a messenger RNA of Rotaria sordida, 1677 nucleotides long. The record is from the annotation of a GenBank genome assembly. NCBI's taxonomy places the organism in Eukaryota, Metazoa, Rotifera, Eurotatoria, Philodinida, Philodinidae.
AUGAAUGAGAUUGUGCACGCAAUAAAUUCAAUUCAUAAAAUAUUGAAAUCUCCAUCUGAACAUCCGCUUUCACAUCGAAACAGAUCUCAACUAGUCGAUAUUCUUAACAUUUUAAAUCUAUUUAUUAAUUCGAAUUCACCAAGACAAGAAUGGAUUCGAUUGAUUUGUCGACAGUUAAACCGUUUGACGAAUUAUAAUCAUUUAAUUUCAAGUAAAAUUUGGAUUCAAUCUUAUGACGAUAUCUUUUAUGUACAAGACAAAGCAAAUGGCGAACAAGGUGAUCCAGGUAGUGCAAAAACUAGUCUCCUCCGAUGGAUUACAUGUGUUUUUGCUAGAUCAAUUCUUAAUGGUCAUGCACAAGUAGUUUUAGAAGGAGAUGAUUGUAUUCCAGUUCGUAUUCCGAUUUUAAUUCGAAUUGGUGAAUUUGCAACAUGGCUUAAGCAAUAUCCAACAAAGACAUUAAUAGAUUAUAUUGGAGAGCAUACAUGGGAUUCAAAACGUUAUUGUCAUGAUGAUAAUAAAAAUGUAUUGAAAGAGUUGAUAAAUCAUGGUCAUACUUUAAUCCUUCUAGAUGGACUUGAUGAGAUUACUGAAGUUGGACAAAAAGGAGAAAUUGUUGAUCUUGUUAGAAAAUUUGUUGAUGAAUAUGUUCGUGGACCUGAUUUUAUCUCGGCAUUCGAUGAUAGAAUGUUUUACGGAACACCAUUAGAUUAUUGUUAUCAUACAAUUGUUGAAACACAGCCACCGAGUAUACCUGGUGGUAAUCAGAUAAUUAUUACAAGUCGUAUUAUCGGUUACCAAUUGCAUCCACUUAUUGGUACCUUCAUUCAUCACUAUGCAUUUUUAUUAAUGAAUUAUAAUGAAGCAAAAGAAUUUGUAAAGAAAUGGUUAUCACAAAUUGAGAAAAGUAUACUUGAAAUAUUAUUGAAUGAAGGAAUUAAUCUUGAUCGAAAAUUAAUGAAAGUUCUAUCGAAGAGACGAUAUAAUAUUGUAAAAGUAUUGCUUGAAAAUAGUUCAGAAUUAUUAUCAAAUCCUUCUUUGUUAUCAUUGAUUUGUACAUUUAUUUUUCAAUCAUUCGAUAAAUUUAAUCCAAAAUCUCGAGUUGAAGUUUAUAAUUAUGCUGUUCAAGUAACAUUACAUUCUUGGAAAAGUUAUGAAUCAAACAUUCCAGAAAGAGUAUUAACUAAUUUUUUGAUUGAUCUUGCUUGUUAUCUUCAUUUAAAUUCACCAUCUGGUCUUAUAGAUGAAUUUGAUAUGAAAAAAUUAUGCUAUUUAAUCUUACAACAACAAGGUCUAUCAUAUGAUCAUAAAAUAUUACAUGAAUACGUCCAUAAGUUAACAUCUUUACUUGACUUUAACAUUGGUAUUUUUGCUGAACGAGGUUUACAAAUAUAUGGAUUUCUUCAUUUAUCAUUUCAAGAUUACUUUGUUGCUCAUUCACUUAUAAAAGGUUCACCCGAUGAGGUUGCAAAACGUAUUCUUACAAUCACUAUUCAUUCUCGUUUUCAUGAAUCACUUCUUCUUGCUAUUGGUUGGAUUAGUUGGAAAUGGUCAUUUGAUGAUUAUGACAUAUUUUGUAAUUUACUUGUUACUUUACCUACACAAUAUUCAAUUCCAUUUGGAACAAUUCUCUUUUUUGAUGCUUUCAAUGAUAUACAAAGAUUACCUUCAAAUUCA